This is a messenger RNA of Anolis carolinensis (green anole), 8854 nucleotides long. RefSeq names its product mitogen-activated protein kinase 4 (gene mapk4). The coding region runs from base 1479 to 3221 and encodes 580 amino acids. Gene Ontology annotation, cellular component: cytoplasm; nucleus. NCBI's taxonomy places the organism in Eukaryota, Metazoa, Chordata, Lepidosauria, Squamata, Anolidae. The record is from RefSeq and is a predicted model, not a curated record. Gene Ontology annotation, molecular function: ATP binding; MAP kinase activity. Gene Ontology annotation, biological process: protein phosphorylation; intracellular signal transduction. The transcript is spliced from 6 exons.
CUAACAUGGGGUCAUGCCCAGAGCAAUACAACAUAAUAAAAUAUAAAAACAACAUAUCAUAACACCAUUUAAAAUACAAUAAAUAAUAAUAAACAGAACAUCAAGAAAUCAAAAAAAAAAAAACAAUAAAUCAAGGGCAGGCCGCUUGAACACAAAGAUAAAACCCGGAGUGAGAGGGACAGAGAAGUACUCCACUAUGGGCAGGGACAUUUGGAAGGGGUAAUCUAGAGGAUAGAAGUUCGGAGGGGAGUAAUACGGAGAUAUAUGACAGAAAUUACUCACCGAAAGCACAAUGGAAGAGCCAUGUUUUCAAUUCUCUCCUAAAAGCUAACAGAGUGGGAGCUUGCCUUAUUUCAGUAGGAAGUGAGUUCCACAAUCGGGGGGCCACAGCAGAGAAGGCCCUCUCCCUUGUACUUACAAGGCGAGCCUGGGAUAUAGGCAAUGGUGAUAACAGGGCCUCUCCGGAUGAUCGCAAGGAACGGGCAGGUUUAUGGAAGGAGAUACGAUCACGGAGGUAGGUGGGUCCCAAACCGUUCAGGGCUUUAUAGAUGAUUGUCUGCACCUUGAAUUGGGACCGGAAGAUGAACGGCAGCCAGUGGAGCUCCUUAAACAAGGGAGUGGAUCUCUCCCUGUAUAUGGGAUAUUUAGUAUUUGUUGAGUUAUCUUUAAAAUAACUGUGUUGUUUAGUUGCCAUAGAAACAUAUUUCUGAACAUCUCCUACAAGGAGAAGUUACUCAGGGUGAGAAUGGAGGAGAAGCCUCUGUAAUAAGAAAUCAGGAGAUGGGUCACUCUGAAGACUAAACAAUAAGCAAAUCAAGAAUAUGGAAAAAUUGAAAGAAGUUGAAUAUUCACAUGAAUGGCACUAAGAUCAGCUGAUGGGGAUAGUACUUUUUUUUUCCUUUUAAUGUGUUUCCUGAUGAUGGAAUGGAAAAGUGAUCUUGUUUUUAACAAUACUUGGUAUGAAGUUCACCAAAUCCUCAUGGAUCUAUUUGUUUUGCAUGGAAAAUUGUUAACCUGUUGAACAUCUCUGGAGAAUAAAAUAUUUCUAGUAUAAAUAUUGAUUUCCAACACAUAUCACGGAAGAUCCAUGUCUAAGUAACCAGGGAUAUUUUAAAAGUCCUCCAAAUUUCAUAGGUUUCACUAAAACAUAUUCCCAAAAACAGAGGAAAUAAGUGGGAUAAUUUUGAGAUGCUGAUGAGUCUUGACCUUUCCUAGAUUAAUUUACUUGGGUACAGUUGUAUCUUUUAAAGAAACCUAAGUUUUCAAGCCUGUUGAAGAAAGUUUUUUCAAAUUGACUUCACCUGCUCGUCUCUUCUGAAUAUUUAAACUCCUCUUUUGUCACUAUGGGCUUCACGCAAGGAAAUUCAGAGGUUUUAAUUUAUAAUCAUAAUGAAUCAUUUGGUUUCAAACCACAUUGAUGAUCUGGAAGUUCAGGGUUUCUGUUGGAAUUUAAUUCCCGGGACAAAGAAAAUACCGUCAUGGCGGAGAAGUGUGAUUACAUUGCAAACAUGUAUGGUUAUGAUUUGGGCUGCCGCUUUAUCAACUUCAAACCCUUGGGUUUUGGCGUGAAUGGGCUUGUUCUAUCAGCGGUUGACAGCAAAAGUUGCCGCAAGGUGGCCGUGAAGAAGAUCACCAUCAGCGACGCACAGAGCAUGAAGCACGCCUUCCGAGAAAUCAAGAUAAUCCGCCGGCUGGACCACGAUAACAUUGUGAAGGUCUACGAGGUGUUGGGGCCCAAAGGGAGAGACCUUCAAGGGGAAUUGUUUAAAUUUAACAUGGUGUACGUCAUCCAGGAAUAUAUGGAGACCGACCUGGCCCGUCUGUUGGAGCAGGGACCGCUCUCUGAGGAACAUGCCAAGCUUUUCAUGUACCAGCUGCUCAGGGGAUUGAAGUACAUCCACUCAGCCAAUGUUUUGCAUCGAGACUUGAAGCCUGCCAACAUCUUUAUUAACACAGAAGAUUUAGUGUUGAAGAUUGGCGACUUUGGAUUAGCAAGGAUCGUGGAUCAACACUAUUCGCAUAAGGGUUACCUGUCUGAAGGCUUGGUAACAAAAUGGUAUCGAUCUCCUCGUUUGCUCCUGUCACCCAACAACUACACCAAAGCGAUUGACAUGUGGGCAGCUGGUUGCAUUUUAGCAGAGAUGCUUACAGGAAAGAUGCUCUUUGCUGGAAGCCAUGAGCUGGAACAGAUGCAGCUCAUUUUGGAGACCAUCCCUGUUUUCCAUGAAGAGGACAAGGAAGAGCUGCUCAAAGUCAUGCCGACGUUUGUCAACAGCACCUGGGAGGUGAAGAAGCCCUUGAGGAAGCUUUUCCCAGAAAUGAACAGCCAAGCCAUCGAUUUUCUGGAGAAGAUACUGACAUUCAAUCCCAUGGAUAGACUGACCACUGAGAUGGGUCUGCAGCAUCCAUAUAUGAGCCCGUAUUACUGCCCAGAGGAUGAGCCUGUUUCUCAGCACCCUUUCCGCAUUGAAGAUGAGAUUGAUGAUAUUUUGCUGAUGGAAGCCAAUCAAAGCCAGAUGUCCAACUGGGAAAGGUACCAAGUGAGCUUGUCUUCGGAUGUGGAAUGGAGACAGGAGAAGUGCCAGGAUUUGGACGAAGUGCAACGUGAUCCUCGAGCCGGAUCGGGAUCCAUUGCCGAGGAAGCCCAAGUGGAUCCCCGCAAAUACUCCCAGAGUAGCUCAGAGAGAUUCCUGGAGCAAUCCCAUUCCUCCAUGGACCGAGCCUUUGAAGGGGAUUACGGCGGAUCGUGCGAUUACAAAGUGGGAUCUCCUUCCUACUUAGACAAGCUGCUAUGGCGGGACAGCAAACUUCAUCAUUAUUCGGAGCCCAAACUCAUCCUGGACUUGUCACACUGGAAAAGGGCAUCUAUUGCACCCGCGGCGGAGUUAGCUUUGGAAGAGGAGCCGUCUAACCUUUUCUUAGAGAUUGCCCAGUGGGUGACGAGUACGCAGACGGGACUCGAUUGCCCCAAUACCGUCCCAGAGAUCCAGGAACGGAGUUUGCCCUCUUCACCUCACCAUCUCCAAAGAGAAUCCAAGGAAGUUGACAGCAAAAGUGACCCUCAGUUUGAUUUGGACGUCUUCAUUUCCAGGGCGCUGAAACUUUGCACGAAGCCUGAGGACCUUCCAGACAACAAGCUCAAGGAUAUCAACGGUGCAUGUCUAGCUGAACACCCAAAUGAGAUUGUACAAACAGAAGUGUACCAUAAAGAGAGAUGGUAAAACAAAAGAAACAAACCAAGGUUUUGGUAAUUUCCUUCCCAAAAAAAUCUUCCAUUUUUAGGCAUUACUUACCCAAUGAUGAAUAACAGCCAAGAUCUGAUCACACACAAUGUUGGCUUUUUAUCCAAUGCUGCUGAAAUGCCUUCACGUUAAGGGCAAGCACAAACCAAGAUCCCCUUUUGAGGCCUUGAAAGUAAACCUAAAAGGAGUCCUGGGGUGUGAAUGAAAUGCGGGGAUUCUUACGCUGCCUUAACGCUUUGCCUUUUCCCCUUAGGGAGCAUGUGUCGGACAUCAGCCUUCAGUGCAGAGAAUUUAACAUACAAAAUGCUGCACUUUUAAUAUUACCGAGAAGAGUCAAAUAACUUCUGUCCUGAGAGCCAGGAAGGUUUGAGGAGUCCUCAGUCAGAUAGCCAGAAACCCUGUUUCUUAAUAACUUUACAGUCCACUUUGGUAUGGCCAUUUCCCAUGAGCUUUCAAUCUUAUUCCCAUGACAUUUGUAAGACAGGCCAGAGCAGUAUCUGUAUUACAAAUUGAACAUGGAACUGAGAGAUGGUGGCCAGAGCUUGGAAACGUUACCCUUUCAAGUUCUAAUUCUGCAAUUGACUCACAAUGAGUUUAUGAUUGAGGUAAAAGUUCAAAUGGGGACUCCCAGCUUGUAGUUCAUGGUCAGUAAAUGGUUAUUUAGGGAGAAGCCAUGGCCCAGUGAGAGAUAUGCAAGGUUAGCCCAACUUAUCUUGCAGCCUGGGACACAGUAAUAAAUAACACUAUGUCUAACCAAGUUAAGACAUAGUACCUAAAAUUAGCCAAAUUACUCUGACAUCUAAAGUACGCGUCUUUCUUCCUGAGCUCUGACAGUGCAACACUCACAAAUGGUCCAACUACUGAUUUGCUGACUUCUCAUGACGCCUAAACUGCUGCUUGAUAUGGAUGCCUCGCUUUACCUCAUGCUAGGGCUGGUUCCAGAAUUGCAUGCUUUGCAUGGAGAAGGUUUUGCCUUCAUUCUCUCAAUUUUAGUUAGAAAAGUUCAGUUACUACUUCAAAGAGUUGGAGAAUUGGGGAAAAAACCUCACAAGGACACUCCAGUCCAACCCCAUUCUGUCCUGCAGAAACACACAGUCAAUAAGGCAUACUUGACAGAUGGCCAUCCUAUCUCUGCUUGAAAACCUCCAGAGAAAGAGAAUCCACCACACUCCCAGAUAGCAUAAUCUACUGUCAAACAGCUUUUAUCACAGGCAUGAGCAAGCUUCAGCUCUCCAGGUGUUUUGGCCUUCAAUUCUCACAAUUCCUAACAGCCAGUAAACUGUUAGGAAUUGUGAGAGCUGAAGUCCAAAACACCUGGAGGGCUGAAGUUUGCCCAUGCCUGUCUUGUCAUCAUGAAGUUUUUCCUAAUGUUUAGGUGGAACCUCUUUUCCUGUAGUUUGAAUACUUUGUUGUAAUCUGAGCAGCAGCAGAAAAUAAGCUUGGUCCAUCUUAAUGUGACAUCCUUUCCCUCUCAAUCUUCUCUUCUUCAAGCUAAACAUACCCAGUUCCCUAAGUUGCUCCUUGGCUUGCAGAUCUUUGAUCAUUCUGGUCACUUCUCUCCCCCAAUUUGUCCUUAUCCUUCUUGAAUUGUGGUGCCCAGAAUAACACAGUAAUCCAGGCGAGGUGUAAUCAAAGCAGAACAAAGUGGAAAAUAACCUCUGCAGGAGAUAAUGAAGGGCCACUGCCAGUCAGAAUGGAGUGUUAAAGUGUUAAAGGAAGACCGAGUCACAGGGGAGCUUUUUAUGUUUUGCCCACAGCUUGGUGAAUGGGAGGACUCAUUGGAUCUCAUUGUGCUGUUACUAUUUUAUGUCCAAAAAAAGGCCUUCUGGUUCGCUUUAUGUCCCCCGGGCCUAAAAUGAGUAAAAAAUGCCUCAAUGCUCCUAAAGAAUGCAUGGUGUAAAACCAAAUUUUUAAUUUUGCAUGUUUUCAUGGCUUUGCAACAGACAUCACUGCUUGCACAAUGGUGCAAUUCAUUGUCAGUACGUCAGUGGGGGUUUUCACUCCACCAGCAUUAUAUUGGAUAUAAGAUAUUGAAACAUGUGACUAGGAGAGUGCAUGAUGUAGCAAAUUUGUUGAGGCUGAAAUUCCCAAAUAAUAGACCACCUAGGAUUUCCACACAUGAUAGAACAUGAUAGAAGAAAAUUAGGAUACAAAUGAAACAAAUUGAUUAUUUAAAGCAGCCCCAUGAACAACAGGUAGGAUCUGAGUAAAGAAUGGAAAGAUCCCUUUUGUGUCAGACUUUGCCAUACAGUGCAACUUCCAUAACUGCCAUUUCAUUUAUCCAUAUCUGACAGAAAAACUUCAUUUCAAUUGAAUUGGCAGUUAUCCACAGUUUUGCAUAUCCACACAAAGUCUAAGAAUGUGUCCUCCAUGGAUACAGAGUCAUACUAUGAUGGAAAGAUAAUGUAUUGUGGCACAUGAAUUUAAAACCACUGGGUUCAAAGUUUAAAACCAAACAUGGACGAAAUGCCUCAUCACACUAGAGCAUGAAUCCACUUUAAAUCCGGUUGCUGCCUCCUGCAGAAAUAACAACAACAACAACAACAACAACAACAACAAAAACAACAACUUUAUUUUUGUACCCUGCCUCUGUCUCCUCAAGGGGCUGAGUGGUUUACAUGGGGACGAGCCCGGUAAAAUAUAUACACAAUAUCAUAAAACAGAAUAUAACAACAAUAGUUAUAACAACAGGACCUGUCUGGCUGAGCUGUUUAAAGACCCCUCCUUAAAGUGGAUUUAAAGUGUAUCCAAGCUCUAGUAUGAUGAGGUCUCAAGAUAUAAAUUGUGCAUAAUAGCAUUGAGAUACAUAUUGCAAGGGUUUUUUUCUUUCUUUUUGGGAUACAUUGUGCAACCAAAGCAAGAACCUGUUCACAAGAUUCAGAACUGUAAGAGUGAUGAGCUUACAUGUUUGUAUUUUGUUUCGGGAUAUUGAUAUUGCCAGUUGUAUAUCCUGUUGUAUUUAGGAGAACACAAAGCCCUCAUCUGAACAGAGAAAUGCCCUACAAAUACAGCUUCAGACCCUGUCUAGUCCUGGUCAAGUUACCAUCUCUCUUGCCCCUGAACUGAUGUGUGAAUACCAGAUGAAUAGCUUGGAUUGCUCAGCAUUAAGUAAUUGCAUGCACAAAAUAUGGUGGUCUAUACACGUUUUUGCGUUUGAUUGUGGCACAUUAUACAACAGGCAGGGAAAACUUUUUUUCUCUUGAGGACCAAGUUGUUUCAAAGCAGUUUGCAAUGGAAUGUUGCACCAGUGGUAGACAGAGCAAGAGCCAAAAAGAUGCAUCUCCUUCCUUCCUUCCUUCCUUCCUUCCUUCCUUCCUUCCUUCCUUCCUUCCUUCCUUCCUUCCUUCCUUCCUUCCUCUGCUUUUAUAUUAUUCUCUCACACAUUUUCUUUUUCUCCUUCUUCCUUCCUGUCAAAGGGGGUAGUGGGGCAGGAACAAACUACACUUCCAGAAACCUGGGCAGAUUCAAUAGGGCUUGCUUGUGUUCAUUCCAGAACCAACUCUUAUGUAAUAAAAUAGUAAAAGUUGGGCUCUAGGCUCUCAGUACCAAGAGGAGCUAUUAAUCAGAAUGGAUCUGAAACUUUAAAAGUUGUUUUUUAAGAUUACAACUAAUAAUAGAGAUUGGAGGGAUUUUUGGAACUGUCCAGAAUGUAACUUUUCCAUAGGCUUGUAUGAGAUCCAAGAGGUUCAAGAAUGAGAUCCCAAGGAGCAAAUGCCAGUGCUAUCAAAACCAGGCAGGGUUUGAGAUCAAAUGCGGAAUCCAGAGAAAGGGAGCAAAUAUUUAUCUAUGUCUUCUUGACAGAAUAAACAAAUUACUUGGAUUGAGAAUAAAUCUGCAAAUGCCCAGUGUUAUAGGGAACGGUGGAUAGAAACUGACCCUAAGGCUCAUAUAGUAUUGAACAUACAUUUCUAUCACACCACCCAGAAUGCAUCCAAAUCUGAUACUGGAAGCUGCAGUGAUUUUGUCCCAAUUUAGUAACUGGGUCAGAGAUCACUAAGCAAGACCAGAAAUCUCCAGGUAAGUCUGAAACCAUAGACAACCAUUGCUGUCAAAGUCGGCAACAUUGGUUUAGAGCAGUGGUUCUCGACCUGUGGGUCCCCCAGAUGGUUUGGCCUUCAACUCCCAGAAAUCCUAACAGCUGGUAAACUGGCUGGGAUUUCUGGGAGUUGUAGACCAAAACACCUGGGGACCCACUGGUUGCAAACCACUGGUUUAGAGAGACCUCUGUUUUGACUCAAUACUAAGUAGCUGCCAAUGUUCAUUUGUCAGCUGAGUGGGUGUCUUGUUGUAUCCUAGACUAUCACAGUGGAGAAGUUUAGGCUAAAUGCAGUAUUCCUGGGAUCCCAAUCUGGCCUACUAGGGUGUUCAGCUAGACAAUAGUUGGAUGGACACAUACCUCUUCCUCAUGACACUACUAUUGGGUGGCUUCCUAGCUGUUGUAUGGUGUCCUUUCUAUGACUCGUCUAUUCUAAAAGGGUGUAGCACAUCUCUGAAGCUUAGUUUACAGGUGGAUAGAUUCAGCUAAGGAAACUAAGAGUGCAUCUACACUAUAAAAUUGAUGCAGUUCAUCACCACCUUAAAUCCCCAUGGCUGAAUGCCAUGGAUUCCUGGGGGUUGUAGUUUGGUGAGCCUCCAGCACUAUUAGGCAGAGAAAACAUUGAGUCUUGGCAGUUAAGGUGUCAUCAAACUGCAUUAAUUCUACAGUGUAGAUGCAUCCCAUGCCCAGAGUUUACGAGACCUGAGCAAGACUGUUGAUAACAGCUCACUUUCAUGGAGAGCUCACAUUCAUGGUGUUGCCAUAAGUUGAGGUUGACUUGAUGGCCAUUAAUAACAGCAACAACAACAACAACAUAGUUUAGUUGCUCAUAGUAAUAGCUGCUGGUAUUCUAAGUCUCACCUUUAAACCACUGGUCCUUCCCACCGCUUGAAUGUGGAUCUCAAUAGCCUACUUGAAUUAGAACUUGUCCCUUGGGAUGAAAUACAUAUUUUCCCUCCCCUUUGCUUACCAGCUGCUCCUGAAAUGCAGAGCUCAAUUUUCCAAGCCAGCAGUGAAAGUAAAACCCUAGUAAAGCUUCCAGGAGUAAAAUUCCUGCUGUGAACCUCAGCUCUAGAUGCCUCCCAGCGCCUUACAAGUAUUAAAAGUAGGAGGUCGAUCAUAGUUUUGCCUUAAAAUUUCUCAAGAGGAGUUUGGUCUUUUUCAUGUAUUUUACUAUAUUCAAUCUCAAAAGGAAAGAUGAGAAAGAAUGGAAUUUGGUUUGUGAAAUGCUGCCAAAUUUUGAAUUUAUGUGGAGUUCUAUUUCAAUCUAUCACUGAACCAAUUGUUCUCUAUCAGUAAUUAAGCCUAAACUUGAAUGUUCAUUAUGAUCCCUUACCUGUAGACCAUGGCAAAUGAGUCCUGAACAGGGAUCAUAAUACUUUUUUUUUUUUGCUUUAAGGCCAGUUGCUCUAUUUAAAGAAGAGAACGACACAACUGAGUGUUUCCCAGGAAUAGCCAAUUCUCAACUUCAGCAUUUUUCCCACCACAGUUGUUUUGCACUGAAGUGUCCUUGUAAGAUAAAGGAAUGGAGAUAAAUUUCAAAGAAAUGUUGUAAAUAAACAAAGAUACACACAAA